GCCACACCCAGUUCAAUGACGCUGAACCUGUGCUGCCAAGAAAGAUGGCGUCGGUAUCAGAAAUGUACGAUGUAACCUGGGAAGAAAUGAGAGACAAGCUGCGGAAGUGGAGGGAGGAUAACCACAGAAACAGUGAGCAAAUCGUGGAUGUUGGUGAAGAAUUGAUAAAUGAGCAUGCGUCCAAACUUGGAGAUGACAUAUGGAUAAUUUAUGAGCAGGUGAUGAUCGCUGCGUUGGACUGCAGUCGGGAUGAUUUGGCUUGGGUGUCGUCUCCUUCAGACAUGAGCUCGUCGUCAGAGCAAGGGACUUGUCUACAGGAACUGAAGAGGCAGUUUCCAGGUAGCCAACGAGUGAAGCGAUUAGCGGGCAUGCGGCUGGAGGCUUUAGAAAAGUACGAGGAUGCCAGCAAGCAGUAUGAUUCAAUACUGCAAGACGAUCCCACCAAUACGGCGGCGAGGAAGAGGAAGAUCUCGAUUCUGAAGGCCCAGGGGAAGAGUGCCGAAGCCAUCCGCGAGCUCAACGAGUAUCUGGAGCAGUUUGUCGGUGACCAGGAAGCGUGGCACGAGCUGUCGGAACUCUACAUCAACGAGCACGACUAUGGAAAAGCAGCUUUCUGUCUGGAGGAGCUGAUGAUGACUAACCCUCACAAUCACUUGUACUGUGAGCAGUACGCUGAGGUGAAGUACACCCAGGGGGGGCUGGAAAACCUGGAGCUGUCCAGAAAGUAUUUUGCCCAGGCUCUGAAGCUGAACAACAGAAACAUGAGGGCCUUGUUCGGUCUGUAUAUGUCAGCAAGCCACAUUGCUGCCAGCCCCAAAGUGAACGCCACAGUGAAAAAGGCCAAUGUGAAGUAUGCUACUUGGGCCACCAAUCAAAUCAACCGAGCCUAUCAGCUGGCCGGUCGCGGGACAAAGGAGAACAAAUGCUCCGUGAAGGCCGUGGAGGAGAUGCUGGAGUCCAUCACCAUGUCCUAGGCCCCCCCCAACUCUUACACACACACACCCCCCCUCCCCCUGUUCUACAUGGCUCAACAAGGCAGCUCUGUUGGCUCAAUGCUGUGCACCCUCCCCCCCUCCAGACUCGACCACCACCUCCCCUCCCCCUGUUAUUAGAUGAUUUAAAAGCAGGACUGAAGCCCUAUAUAGUGCAGUACUUUUAACCCAAGCCCUAUCUGAGCAAAUAUUGUGCACUAUAUGAGAUAUAGGGUGACAUUUGAGAUGUAGGACAGGUAGAGGAUGCUCCCGCAUUGUGAUCAGGGACUGAGAUGUGAGUAGAGAAGAGGCUGUAAUAAAUGCUAAUGAGAGGGCUGAGACAGGUCCGUCUGUAUAUGCAGCUAGGCCCUCGUCUGUAAAUGAAAUAAAAUCAAAUGUUUUUUUAUCUUAACUAUAGUUUUUUUUUCUCUGUCAGUCCAUCCAGAUGUCUUAAUAAAGGUUUGAAUUGUUUGUUUUGAAAUUU
Oncorhynchus kisutch (coho salmon) is the source of this 1455-nucleotide messenger RNA. Its product is annotated as ER membrane protein complex subunit 2-like. The record is from RefSeq and is a predicted model, not a curated record. Bases 45 to 974 code for a protein of 309 amino acids. The transcript has 12 exons. Lineage: Eukaryota; Metazoa; Chordata; Actinopteri; Salmoniformes; Salmonidae. Gene Ontology annotation, molecular function: protein binding.